UAUGGGGAAAAAUGCUUCGUUCUUCGCCACAAAAUACCUCAGCCGCUACUCGGCCACAGCCGAAAUUGCGUAGUGCCUGCAAUCAAUGCUGCGCAGCCAAGGUCAAAUGCAGCGGCGAUCGGACCGGUUGCGAGCGGUGCGUGAACAUGGGCACAGCUUGUGUCUAUCAGGAGUCGAGAGUCGGGAAAGUGCCUGGUAUUCGAGCAAAGAGAAGAAGAAUUCAAAGCGAGAGUGAACCGCCUGAAGCAUUACAAGUGGAAUCUGAAGGACUGCAGGCGCCUACGCAGAUUGCUACCAUACCCGACCUUGACGAUCAGGCAUGUCACUGGACAGUGACCUCGCAACUCAACUCAUCUGAAACAACCAGUGACAAUUUCAUCGAAUUGGUCAACAGCACAUCUGCGUCGUCGUCGUCGUCGUCGUCGUCUUCUAUGGAUAGUCUGCCUGCCGUGUCCGAAGCCGACUUAAUCGGUACCCUCAAUUUUGAUAUGGAAGGCAUUUGGGAUUCUCCAUCACACAUGCCUCCAGUGGUGAUGUCCCCACGGGCGGCUCCACCUGCCAGAUCAGCAGAUGAGCCGCAAGCUCCCACGUCCCGGCAGGAGUGGGUAGUCAAGAACGAGACAGACAUGGAAUGCGUCGUGCAGUGCUGCCACCUCAUUAGUGACCUCGAAAGCUACAUUGCGGCCGACCUGGAGGUAUUUUUGAUACUGUUCCCCAUCAUCAAGAAAGGGAAUGAGAGGUUGAGCGAACUCAUUAGCGCCCAACAGGCCUCACGAAAUCUGAGAUGCCUGAUGCUAUUCUGCACAAUCUGUUACCAACUCAUCGCACUGCUGAACGCUUGCCACAGGAUCAUGACGGCGCCGGAUGGCCUGAGACGCACUACCCUUCAUAUCCCGGGCGGCGGUCUUGGGUUCAGCGGAUUUGGGUACGACCGAGAGGACGAGCUGGCGUGGAAAGCGCAAAGGGUGUUGAGAGAAACACAUCAAGGCUACGAGGCUGUCAAGAAGAUCAAGCUCCUGGCGGGCAUUGGUCCGGAUCACACAACAGCUGUUGCUACACCGGGCUCCAUGGAGCGCCGAAACUGUUUCGAAGACAUUGAGCAUCGAUUCAACGAGAUUGCCACCUUGUUGAAGAGCUUAUAG
Periconia digitata is the source of this 1142-nucleotide messenger RNA. NCBI's taxonomy places the organism in Eukaryota, Fungi, Ascomycota, Dothideomycetes, Pleosporales, Periconiaceae. The record is from the annotation of a GenBank genome assembly.